UCAUUCACCGCUUGUGGCGCUGUUUAUUGCCAACAACUAUACUGAUCCUGUCGUUCCCUCACUCCGCUUCGUGGUCCGAGCCGAGUCUGUACGACGUAGCGCGUUGUACGUGUGCAACAAAAACCAAAGGUGGAGCACAUGCGCUCAUGUUCCACUCCGUUCCGUCGUUCCACUUAAUCCGUUUAUCCUGUGCGUGCCGGUAAGGAUCUAUCCUAUUUGCACCUGGACGCAAACACACAUACACACAUUCUCCCUCAAGGAGAGAUUAUAAUAUUCCAGCUUUAUAAAAAAAAAAAAGAAUCGCGCGUGAUUAUUAUCCAGUGCUUGGUUUCAGUGUUGUGCUUCCAAUGUCCGUCGGGGACAAUAAUUUAUUAUAAAAGAAUAGGUGCUUUUUAAUUUGAUCUGGAAGCUUGCAAAGUGAUUAUAAAUCUCGAUGAAUGCACAAGGAACGAAAAUAUUCCAGAGAGAGAGAGAGAGAGUGGUCCAGCAAGUUGUUGUUGUUCUUUUAUUUUAAAUAAAAUGUGCGACAAUCUUGGGAUUUUUGCAACGCUAAAGGAUUCUCGUGCGUGAGACUCUUGAGUGUAGGCAGUCCGUGUGAAUUAAUGUUCAUCCUCGGAAUCCCGAACCUUGUUGAGAGGAGACACAGCAGGUGGCUUUCCAAUACCAGUUUUGCCGAAAUGCUUGUGUGGCCAGUAUGAGUAAAGUGUGUUGAGUGCUUGGUUCUUGAUCACCUGUAUCCUGGUCAAACCUGAUCAUCUCUCACGAUUCACGAAUCGAAUCUAAAUCAAAUGACAGUGACUGAGUGCUCGCUAUUUCAAUUUUACUUCACCUGCAUCUGUUUGUAAUCAUUAGAAAGCAACUAAGGAUUGAACAAAACACUGAUUGGAAAUCAGCGUUGAUGAUCUGAUUAGAUCAAGAAGAAGAGGAGCUCAGUUAAUCAGAAAUUAGAAGUUAUCAGGAACUGAAAACUUUGGAUGAUUGAGCGAAUUCUUAUUUUGGAAUCAGUAUAAAGAAUGUUUAUUGCUGUCAAGUGAUAAAGUGCAAAACUUGAAUGAUUGAGAAGACAGUGAUAGGAACUGCGAAUAUAGUGCUAGUUAUGAAAGUGUAGAGUAGUGUAUCGUGGAUUGGAUUUGGAUUUAAGGGUGCAGAAAGAUUGCGUAUAUAGCUAACAAGGAAAAAAAGUGGAAGAGGUUUUGAGCGAAGGAAGAGGGCAAAGGGUGAAACGUAAGUUACGCGGCGGACGCCAUCUCCGCGUUACCGGCAUCCAGGUCCCCAGGUCCCACCCUUGCUACCUCGACCUCGUCUCGCACCCUUAGCGGGAACCACCCCGCGACAGCAGCCACCCUGAUGGGAGUGUAUGAGGAGCGCGCCCCUCCUACCACCGGCAUGCACUGGCAGCCGGCGAAUUCGCAGGAGCGUGGCAGCGGCUUGGGUUUGGGGUGUCAAGGUGGUCCAGUAGGGAGUACGGGGGUGGGGCCGGGAGCAGUUGAUCAGGCCCGAGAUUUGAGUCCAUGUUUGCCAGCGUCUAUGGGAGACGCUGCAAGACCCACAACUCUUCCGUCCAGUCCACCACCUCAGCAACCUUCGCCGUCGGUUCAUCAUCACGGACCUCAUUCGAGAACGGCCUUACAUCAAACACAUUGUGGGACCAAUAACAAUUGUUACGAUUCUACCACCCCCUACGAUUCCAGGGAUUACGGUUCUCCAGGAGGUACAACAGAGUAUAGAAGUAGUGGAAAUUACGAGCCCCCUAGUGACCUUACAAUGCCACCGCAUUCGCAUCAUCAUCAUCACCAUCAUCAUCAUUUUCACCAUUCCGUCCAUCAGCAAGAUCAACAGUCCUCGGAUCAUCUUCAAGCAGUGCCAAAAAUUGAACCACCUCCAACGCCUCCGGCACAACCGGAAGACAUGUCGGGAGUGGUUUGUGCUGGAUGUGGACUAAGGAUAUCGGACAGAUUUUAUCUUCAAGCUGUGGAUAGAAGAUGGCAUGCCUCUUGCCUUCAGUGUUCUCAUUGUCGACAAGGUUUGGAUGGCGAGGUCACGUGUUUCAGUCGAGACGGAAACAUUUACUGCAAGAAAGACUACUAUCGAAUGUUUGGCAGUAUGAAGCGAUGUGCAAGAUGUCAAGCGGCGAUACUUGCCUCGGAAUUGGUGAUGAGAGCUCGUGAAUUGGUGUUUCAUGUGAGAUGUUUUUCAUGUGCGGCUUGUGGAGUGCCCUUAACAAAGGGGGAUCAUUUUGGAAUGAGAGAUGGAGUUGUUUUGUGUAGACAUCAUUAUGAAAUGGGAGCAGAAAUGCAUCCAUCGCAAAGUCCACCGGUUCCUGUUUAUCCCCCGGGACCACAUUAUCCGGGUCAAUCGUUUCCCUCGCCUGAAUUUUUGCAUCAUCAUCCACAUGGUCCUCCUCAUCCACAUAAUACAAUGCAUCAACAUCAACAUUCUCAUGUGAGUCCCGUUCAUCUUCAAUCGACAACACCAUCCGGCCCUGAGGCUGGUUCACCCCCCAAGGUGCCCUCUUAUUUCAACGGUUCCGGAACCAAUGUCCCACCUCCCAGACAGAAGGGAAGGCCCAGAAAAAGGAAACCCAAGGACCUCGACGCUAUGACUGCUAGUCUAGAUCUUAAUUCGGAUUACAUAGACAUGCCUUUCGGAAGGGGCGGUCCCGGAACUCCAGGAAUGCCAGGUUCAAAUAGUCGCACGAAGCGAAUGAGAACGAGUUUUAAGCAUCAUCAACUUCGAACGAUGAAGAGUUAUUUUGCUAUCAAUCACAAUCCCGAUGCAAAAGAUUUGAAGCAGCUUUCCCAGAAAACAGGCUUGCCAAAGAGGGUAUUACAGGUGUGGUUUCAGAAUGCGCGUGCGAAAUGGCGACGCAUGGUGUUGAAACAGGAGGGCAAAUCAGACAAGUGUGGCAGCGGAGUUGACGGCGGUUCCCUUGGUGAUUUAGAACUUUAUGGCAAUAGUACAGGAAGUGGUGGUCCUCCAAUGAGUCCUCCAUUUAUACUUGGCGGACCUCAUAGUCCGGCGUCACUAGCCUCCCUUGACUGUGCGUGAUUAAGGAAAUUCAAUACUACGAUGAGCCAACCAUAAACUCUCGCCCCUUGUGUGUGUGUGUGUGUGUGUCAACCACCUUUUCGAACGAGAGACUUGUAAAUUUAGAACGCCUGCGGAACGAGAGUGAAAGUGAAUCAAGGUAGUAGUUAGCCUUAAUUGGACGUCUCGUCUCGCAAAGUGACGUUCCAUUCGUUCUCUCUGUAAAUGUCGUCGUAUAUGGCGGACGUGUAUUUAUCCGGGCGAAAAUCCUAGAUCAGUCCUUGAAAUCACUGCAGCUUCAUGAAAAAUUCCCUGUCCAAUUUCAAAGACUUUCUAACGAUAUACAUAUAUAUAUAUAUAUAUAUAACAAGAGGCAAAAAUAAACCAACAAAAAGAGAUAAAUAACAAAUAUUUAUGAAUAUCUUAAUUUUCACAAGAAAUUGGAUGUAAAUGAGAUUAUAUAGAAAAAAAAAAUUGUGAUUGAUUUAUUAGUUAAUUUUAGUUGCUAAUAUUCAAAAUUGUUCACCGGUCUAAAUUAUUUAUAAAUUAAUGUUAGUAGAGUGAAAUAUAUAUAUAUAAAAACCUAUAUAUAAAAAAAAGCGGUGGUUUCGAGGUUUUAAGGGCUAGAAGACUGACGAACGUAUGAGCAUUUUGUGAAUAUUUAUUGCGCUUUCAUUGAGAGCGUUUAUGUAAAAAGUUAAUGCGAUUUUCAGUUUUAAGUUAACUAUAUUGUAGAAUAAAAAAUUACAACUCUCUUCGUAAUCUUCAGAUUAAAAAAAGAUAUAUACGUUACGACGAUUUCUUUUUUGCUUUAUUGUACUAUAUUGAAAAAAAAAAUUAAAAACUUCUCCAGUGUAUUUAUUCUAGAAUCGUCGCUAUCGAAUGGUUUUUUUUUUAUUUUCCAUUGAGUCAGAAUUAAAGUGAAUCCUUCGUUUGAAGAAAAAAAAAACCUAUAUAUAAUUUAAACGAGCAUUUGUAAGAUUAAUUGAUAAAUAUUUAUUGGCUCGGUAUAUAUGGUUCUUCAGGAGGGAAUAUGAAUAGAAAAAAAAGCAAUUAAAGGCUCGUCAAUAACUUGAAACUAUUUUAAUAUAAUAUAUAGAUAUGUAUAUGUGCAAAUAAAUUAAAAAAAAAAAGAAUAUAAAUUAUAUUUUCGUCGUGUGAUCUUAACUUUACGAUUGUCAAGCAGUUUGCGAUGUAAAAUUUCUAAAGCUCUCUGACUGAUGUAUUGUACAGUAUAUUGAUUAUAUGGAAAUGUUGUCGAAGGAGGCACUUGAAGAAAUAAAGAAACCCAGUUUUUUUCUUGAAAA
This is a messenger RNA of Leptopilina boulardi, 4334 nucleotides long. RefSeq names its product protein apterous-like. Gene Ontology annotation, molecular function: DNA-binding transcription factor activity, RNA polymerase II-specific; RNA polymerase II transcription regulatory region sequence-specific DNA binding. The record is from RefSeq and is a predicted model, not a curated record. Gene Ontology annotation, cellular component: nucleus. Gene Ontology annotation, biological process: regulation of transcription by RNA polymerase II; neuron differentiation. NCBI's taxonomy places the organism in Eukaryota, Metazoa, Arthropoda, Insecta, Hymenoptera, Figitidae. The transcript has 6 exons. Bases 1348 to 3048 code for a protein of 566 amino acids.